Messenger RNA from Phacochoerus africanus (Common warthog), 4876 nucleotides. It is a transcript of the gene ITGA3, whose product is annotated as integrin subunit alpha 3. Gene Ontology annotation, molecular function: integrin binding. The transcript is spliced from 26 exons. Gene Ontology annotation, biological process: integrin-mediated signaling pathway; cell adhesion mediated by integrin; cell-cell adhesion. The coding region runs from base 360 to 3515 and encodes 1051 amino acids. Gene Ontology annotation, cellular component: integrin complex; external side of plasma membrane. The record is from RefSeq and is a predicted model, not a curated record. Lineage: Eukaryota; Metazoa; Chordata; Mammalia; Artiodactyla; Suidae.
GGUCCGCCUGCCCAGAUCCACCGCCGAGCCCGGAUCGGAGGCGACAGUGCGGCCAAGUGGGCGCGGCGGGGCACGAGCUGGGGGGCAGGGUGCCCGGGGCAAGGGGGCGGUGACCCCGACACUGAGCAGUCAAGAGAAUAGUUCCGAGGACCCCCGAGGGGACUCUGAGAGCGCAGACCCUUAGCGGUCGUGAAACCGAUCAGGGCUGAGGGCCCCAGACUGAUCAGCGCUGCGGAGCUCAACGACGCUGCCGGCCCGGGUGUUCUCCAGCGGCGCGGGGGGAGCAGGUGAACAGGUCCUCACUCCGAGCUCCACGCCCUCACGCGCUCUCGCCCCGGCCCCGGCUCCUGCCUGCAGCCAUGGGCCCCGGCCCCAGCCGCGCCGCCCGCGUCCUACGCCCGAUGCUCUGCGUGCUGGUCUUGAUGGUGGCCUCCGGCGGCCGCAUCGCCACCGCCUUCAACCUGGACACCCAAUUCCUGGUGGUGAAGGAGGCUAAGAACCCGGGCAGCCUCUUCGGCUACUCGGUCGCCCUCCAUCGGCAGACGGAGCGGCAGCAGCGCUACCUGCUCCUGGCUGGUGCCCCACGGGACCUCGCCAUGCCUGAUGGCUCUACCAACCGGACCGGUGCUGUGUACCUGUGCCCACUCACUGCCAACAAGGAUGACUGUAAGCGGAUGGACAUCGAGGAAAAAAGUGACCCUAGCCAUCACAUUAUUGAGGACAUGUGGCUUGGGGUGACUGUGGCCAGCCAGGGCCCUGCAGGCAGAGUCCUGGUCUGUGCCCACCGCUACACCCAGGUGCUAUGGUCGGGAUCGGAGGACCAGCGGCGCAUGGUGGGCAAGUGCUAUGUGCGGGGCAACGACCUGGAGCUGGACCCCAAUGAUGACUGGCAGACCUAUCACAAUGAGAUGUGCAACAGCAACACUGACUACCUGGAGACGGGCAUGUGCCAGCUGGGCACCAGCGGUGGCUUCACCCAGAACACGGUGUACUUCGGAGCUCCUGGUGCCUACAACUGGAAAGGAAACAGCUACAUGAUUCAGCGGAAGGACUGGGAUUUAUCCGAAUACAGUUACAAGGACCCAGAGGACCAAGGAAACCUCUAUAUUGGGUACACAAUGCAGGUGGGCAGUGCCAUCCUGCAUCCCACGAACAUCACCAUUGUGACGGGUGCCCCAAGGCACCAACAUGUGGGUGCUGUCUUUCUGCUGAGCCAGGAGGCAGGCGGAGACCUGCGGAGGAGACAGGUGCUGGAGGGCACGCAGGUGGGCGCCUAUUUUGGCAGCGCCAUUGCCCUGGCAGACCUGAACAAUGAUGGGUGGCAGGACCUCCUGGUGGGCGCCCCCUACUACUUUGAGCGGAAAGAGGAGGUAGGGGGUGCCGUUUAUGUCUUCAUGAACCAGGCAGGCACCUCCUUCCCGGACGACCCUUCCCUCCUCCUUCACGGCCCCAGUCGCUCUGCCUUCGGCUUCUCUGUGGCAAGCAUCGGCGACAUCAACCAGGAUGGAUUCCAGGACAUCGCGGUGGGAGCCCCGUUCGAGGGUUCGGGCCAAGUGUACAUCUACCACGGCAGUUCCGGGGGGCUCCUCAGACAGCCCCAGCAGGUCAUCCAUGGAGAGAAGCUGGGACUGCCUGGCUUGGCCACCUUCGGCUACUCCCUGAGUGGGCGGAUGGAUGUAGAUGAGAACUUUUACCCAGAUCUGCUGGUGGGGAGCCUGUCGGACCGCAUCGUGCUGCUGCGGGCCCGGCCUGUCAUCAACAUCCUUCACAAGACCCUGGUGGCCAGGCCAUCCGUGCUGGACCCUGCACUCUGUACGGACACCUCCUGCGUGCAAGUUGAGCUGUGCUUUGCUUACAACCAGAGUGCCGGGAACCCCAACUACAGGCGGAAUAUCACCCUGGCCUACACGCUGGAGGCCGAUCGGGACCGCCGCCCACCCCGGCUCCGCUUUGCACACAGCCAGUCAGCGGUCUUCCACGGCUUCUUUUCCAUGCCUGAGACACGCUGCCAGACGCUGGACCUGCUCCUGAUGGACAAUGUCCGCGACAAACUCCGUCCCAUCGUCAUCUCCAUGAACUACUCUUUACAUUUGCGGAUGCCUGAGCGCCCCCGGCUGGGACCGUGGCCCCUGGACGCCUACCCGGUCCUCAAUCAGGCACAGGCUCUGGAGAACUACACGGAGGUCCAGUUCCAGAAGGAGUGCGGACAGGACAACAAGUGCGACAGUAACUUGCAGAUGCGGGCGGCCUUCGUGUCGGAGCAGGGGCAGCGGCUGAGCAGGCUCCAGUACAGGAGAGACAUGCGAAAACUGCUCCUGAGCAUCAACGUGACCAACACCCCCACCCGGGAACGGGCCGGGGAAGAUGCCCACGAAGCGCUGCUCACCUUGGCGGUGCCUUCUGCCUUGCUGCUGUCCUCAGUGCGCCCUCCUGGAGCCUGCCAGGCCAACGAAACCAUCAUUUGCGAGCUGGGGAACCCCUUCAAACGGAACCAGAGGAUGGAGCUGCUCAUCGCCUUUGAGGUCAUCGGGGUGACCCUGCACACGAGGGAACUCCAGGCGCAGCUGCAGCUCUCCACAUCAAGUCACCAGGACGACCUGCGGCCCAAGACCCUGACUUUGCUGGUGGACUACACACUCCAGGCCUCGCUCAGCAUGGUGAAUCACCGGCUACAAAGCUUCUUUGGGGGGACAGUGAUGGGCGAGUCGGGUAUGAAAACUGUGGAGGAUGUGGGAAGCCCCCUCAAGUAUGAGUUCCAGGUGGGCCCAAUGGGGGAAGGGCUGGCAGAACUUGGGACCCUGGUCCUGGGGCUGGAGUGGCCCUACGAAGUCACCAAUGGCAAGUGGCUGCUGUACCCGACUGAGAUCACCAUCCAUGGCAACGGGUCCUGGCACUGCCAGCCACCUGGAGAUCUCGUCAACCCUCUCAACCUCACUCUCUCUGUUCCUGAAGACAGGCCACCAUCUACACAGCGCAGGCGGCGACAGCUGGACCCGGGGGGAGGCCAGGGCCCCCCGCCUGUCACUCUGGCUGCUGCCAAAAAAGCCAGGUCUGAGACCCAACUGAGGUGUGACAAUGACCGCGCCCGCUGUGUGUGGCUGGAGUGCCCCAUUCCUGAUGCCCCCAUCAUCACCAACGUGACAGUGCAGGCACGGGUCUGGAACAGCACCUUCAUUGAGGAUUACAGAGACCUUGACCGAGUCAGGGUAACCAGCUGGGCCACCCUAUUCCUCCGGACUAGCGUCCCCACCAUCAAUAUGGAGAAUAGGACAGUGUGGUUCUCCGUGGACAUUGACUCUGACCUGGUGGAGGAGCUGCCGGCCGAGAUCGAGCUGUGGCUGGUGCUUGUGGCUGUGAGUGCCGGGCUGUUGCUCCUGGGACUGAUCAUCCUCUUGCUGUGGAAGUGCGGCUUCUUCAAGCGAGCCCGCACUCGCGCCCUGUAUGAAGCUAAGAGGCAGAAGGCGGAGAUGAAGAGCCAGCCGUCAGAGACGGAGAGGCUGACGGACGACUACUGAGGGGGGCAGCCCCCCACCCCCAGCCCACCCGGUGCGACUUCUUUAAGCGUACCCGCUAUUACCGGAUCAUGCCCAAGUACCACGCGGUGCGGAUCCGGGAGGAGGCGCGCUACCCAUCUCCAGGGAGCACCGUGCCCACCAAGAAGCACUGGGUGACCAGCUGGCAGACUCGGGACCGAUACUACUGACACCCCCCACCCCGAUCCCACCCCCGCUCCCCCCGUAUCCCCUUCUAUUUAUAAGCUAUGCCCCCGACAGUCCACAGGGGCCACUGCCUUUGGCUGGCACCAGCAGGCUUGGGCACACACACGUCUUCACGUGCAUUCACGUGCCAUCCAGCCGUGGCCUUCUCCCUGCAGGAGGGCCGGGGCCGUGGACCUUGCAUUGCUGAGCACUGCAGCCCUGUGCCCUGGACAUACAUGCUUGUGGCCCGUGCUUGUACACCCCGGGUGGGGUGUGGACAUGCGUGUCCCAGCUUCUGCCUGUGCCAAAACCAAGCCAAAGGACCUCCGCCAGAGCCAGGAGGAAGCAGCCCCUAUUGUGGUGACGCCUCCUCUGUUCACACUGGACCCAUCGUGAGCCAUAGUCACUGGACUGACUCAGCCCUCGAGAUGAAAACCACUGACAAAGAGCAGCCCGCUGGGCCCAGGCACAGCCCCCAGCAGCCAUGCCAGAGCGUGGGAAGCCUGCCCGAGGUUGUCCAAGGGGGUGUUUGCAGGAGCUGGUUGUUCAGACCCAAGAGCAGAAGGAACUAGAAAGAAAGUCCCCAGGCUGGCUUUCUUUCAUGAAUCGAGGCGAAAUCUCUGUCCUUGGCCACAGCCACCCAUGCACUAGCAGGAAAGGCAGCCCGAAGAAAGAAAGAAGGACACGCUGCCAGGCAGCCAGAACACACUGUGCUCCGACGGCCCGGGGAGGCGGGGGACUCCUCAGCAGAGGAGGGGACUGGUCCUGGGCCAAGGAGAUGUCCGAAGGACACAGAAGAGAUGCCACUUCUCACCCAUGUGACCAGCCCGACCUCUGAAGGCUUGGAGGGACCCCCCCAUGAGAUCACAGGGGGAGCAACACUUGAAUGUAGAAGAGGGAGGGAGCCCUGCACCUGCCCCAUCAGCCAGACCCCACUUUACCCCCAUGGACCAUGAGCUGGAGACGUGGAGCUCCCAGCUGUCCUUGGCUUUCAGAGCCAACUCAGCUCUGCCUUCUCCCCCCACCGUGGCCCAUGGUAGAAGUUGAGGCUGGUUCCAGAAAACCUCUCCCACCCACCCCCAUCCACGGUACUGUAGCAGGGGAGCUCCCUCCCCCUCCUCGUGCCUUCUUUGUAUAUAGGCUUCUCACGGCAACUAGUAAACAGCUCCCAGUUUGUA